Molecule: messenger RNA, 2904 nt
Organism: Jaculus jaculus (lesser Egyptian jerboa)
Lineage: Eukaryota; Metazoa; Chordata; Mammalia; Rodentia; Dipodidae
Gene: Gtpbp2
Product: GTP binding protein 2
Exons: 12
Coding region: 11-1819 (602 amino acids)
Biological process (GO): translational elongation
Molecular function (GO): GTP binding; GTPase activity; translation elongation factor activity
Source: RefSeq, a predicted model, not a curated record
GCGGUAGCCGAUGGACUCAAGGGUAUCGGAGCUGUUCGGCGGCUGCUGCCGGCCCGGAGGGGUCCCGGCCAUGGGCGGAACCCACAAAGCUAAGGGGGCCGGUGGCAGCAGCGGCUGCGGGGGCCCAAAGGGGAAGAAGAAGAACGGACGAAACAGAGGAGCCAAAGCCAACAACCCUCCAUACCUACCCCCCGAGGCAGAAGAUGGAAACAUUGAAUAUAAACUGAAGCUGGUGAAUCCGUCCCAGUACCGCUUUGAGCACCUGGUGACACAAAUGAAGUGGCGGCUCCAGGAGGGACGUGGUGAGGCUGUCUACCAGAUUGGGGUGGAGGACAAUGGGCUGCUGGUGGGGCUGGCUGAGGAGGAGAUGCGGGCCUCCCUCAAGACCCUGCACCGCAUGGCAGAGAAGGUUGGGGCAGACAUCACUGUUCUUCGGGAGCGAGAAGUGGAUUAUGAUAGUGACUUGCCCCGAAAGAUCACGGAGGUGCUGGUACGAAAGGUCCCUGACAACCAACAGUUCCUAGAUCUCCGUGUGGCUGUCUUGGGGAAUGUGGACUCAGGGAAAUCGACCUUGCUUGGAGUCCUGACGCAGGGAGAGUUGGACAACGGGCGGGGUCGAGCCCGGCUCAACCUUUUCCGUCACCUGCAUGAGAUUCAGUCUGGUCGAACCUCCAGCAUCAGCUUUGAGAUCCUGGGCUUUAACAGCAAGGGAGAGGUGGUGAAUUACAGUGACUCACGGACGGCUGAAGAGAUCUGUGAAAGCAGCUCCAAGAUGAUUACCUUCAUCGACCUGGCAGGCCACCACAAGUACCUGCAUACCACCAUCUUUGGCCUCACCUCCUACUGCCCCGACUGUGCCCUCCUCCUUGUCAGUGCCAACACUGGGAUUGCCGGCACCACACGGGAACAUCUAGGGCUGGCCCUGGCCCUGAAAGUGCCCUUCUUCGUCGUGGUCAGUAAAGUGGACCUGUGUGCCAAGGCCACAGUGGAGAGGACAGUACGCCAGCUGGAGAGGGUCCUCAAGCAGCCUGGCUGCCACAAGGUCCCCAUGCUGGUCACCUCUGAGGAUGACGCUGUCACUGCUGCCCAGCAGUUUGCUCAGUCACCCAACGUCACGCCAAUUUUCACACUGUCCAGUGUGUCUGGGGAGAGCCUGGACCUCCUCAAAGUCUUCCUAAAUAUCCUGCCACCACUCACCAACAGCAAAGAGCAGGAGGAGCUCAUGCAGCAGUUGACAGAAUUCCAGGUGGAUGAAAUCUACACAGUACCAGAGGUGGGGACUGUUGUUGGAGGAACACUUUCCAGCGGGAUUUGCCGUGAGGGGGACCAGCUGGUGGUGGGUCCCACGGACGACGGCUGCUUCCUGGAGCUGAGAGUAUGUAGCAUCCAGCGCAACCGCUCUGCCUGUCGUGUGCUGCGAGCUGGGCAGGCUGCUACGCUAGCCCUGGGGGACUUUGACCGAGCACUGCUGCGCAAGGGCAUGGUGAUGGUGAGCCCGGAAAUGAAUCCCACCAUCUGCUCAGUGUUCGAGGCUGAAAUAGUCCUGCUGUUCCAUGCCACUACCUUUCGGCGAGGGUUCCAGGUGACAGUCCACGUGGGCAACGUGCGUCAGACAGCAGUAGUGGAAAAGAUCCACGCGAAGGACAAGCUGCGGACGGGGGAGAAGGCAGUGGUACGUUUCCGGUUCCUGAAACACCCAGAGUACCUGAAGGUGGGCGCCAAGCUGCUGUUCCGGGAGGGUGUCACCAAGGGCAUCGGCCACGUCACUGAUGUGCAAGCCAUCGCAGCAGGCGAAGCCCAGGCCAGCAUGGGCUUCUGAGUCUCCCAAGCACAGAAAGCUCUCUUGCUGUCCCUACACAAUACAUAAGGUCGCUUCCGGCCAUGCUGCCCACUGUCGGCGGCUCUGUGUGGUAAUAGGCUAGGGAAAGGAGUGCCCUGGGUCACUUACUUCCUGCUGCCUUUCUGGUGAGGCGGAGCUUGGUGUGCCCAGGUAGGGGCAGUCCUGAGGGAGAAGACAACUUAGGGCAGUGCUCAGCACUGCUCAGCCCACCUGGCUGGCUCACUGACCCUGGCAACCACACGGCCUGUCUUCUGGAAGGAACUGACUUCAGCCACCUUGGCCCACUCUCAGGACUGGGCAAGACUCACCAGUGUGCUGCCUGCACUUCAGGAAUUGUCACAACCAGGGUGGUCCUCAAAAGCGCUGCUUUUUUCUAUACCUCUUCUCAAGGCUAUGUAAGUUGCCCAUCUACCUGACUGUGGACAAAGGACAUUGCAUCUGGCCAUGUGGUGGCCUCAGGGUCUGAAGAAUAACACACAAACAGUGAAUGGCAGGCCGUGCUCCCACCGUGUGCUGAGACAUGAGGCCUGUUCCUCGGCUUUAUCUCCCUUCUUCACUUAAGGGCCAUUCUCCCAGAUCCUCUUCUCAUAGGCCCCACAGGUGCUAUUUGUGGUACUGGCCCAGGAGUGGGGCUGCCAAGUAGAGACAGCACACCAAAGGCCAGCUCAUGUCAGUCAGCGUCUUUUCCUCUGCUGGCUUUUAUGCUAGAUCAAAUGUAGGUUUUCCUUUUCGAACCUUGGCUGCAGGGCCUGACCCAGUUCUGCAUCCGCCCACCCUCAUCCCCCUUCCUGCACCCACAGACGUUUUCUCUUGUUUUAAUUAUUUGCAGUGACCAUCCCCUAACCUCGUUGCAGGGAACUAGGAGGAAAGGGACAGAUGUCAUAUUUCCUACUCUUAAGCAUGGGCUCCCUCCUUUCCCUUUGUUAAUGUCCUGGGUUCCCAUGGACUCAGGGAUUUGUUGGUUGAGGAGUCUUUGCAUACACACACACACACACACAUAUAUAUAUGUACAUAAAUAUUUAAAUGCACAUAUAUAUUGUACAGAAUAAAAAUGUUUUAUUGAA